Molecule: messenger RNA, 2448 nt
Organism: Pseudophryne corroboree (corroboree frog)
Lineage: Eukaryota; Metazoa; Chordata; Amphibia; Anura; Myobatrachidae
Gene: FBXL5
Product: F-box and leucine rich repeat protein 5
Exons: 11
Coding region: 183-2243 (686 amino acids)
Biological process (GO): intracellular iron ion homeostasis; SCF-dependent proteasomal ubiquitin-dependent protein catabolic process
Cellular component (GO): SCF ubiquitin ligase complex
Molecular function (GO): protein binding
Source: RefSeq, a predicted model, not a curated record
AGAGCCGCGCAGGCGCAGUGGCGGUAAGCCGGAGUUGCGCACUUGUUGUAAGAGGAGGAGGAGUGUGACCGGGCUGCUGCUUGUUGUUGCUGUUGCUGCUGCUGCUGCUUGCGGAUUACUGUGACCGUAGCCUGGUGGCCGCCUCUGAUCGUGUUCGCCGAUCCCUGCAUGGAGAGUGGAGAAUGGCUCCUUUCCCGGACGAGGUGGAUGUGUUCACCGGGCCGCACUGGCGGAUGAAGCAGCUGGUCGGGCGGUACUGUGAUAAGCUUUCCAAGACCAAUUUUUCCAACAACAAUGACUUCCGUGCACUGCUGCAAUCUCUGUAUGAGACAUUCAAGGAGUUCAAGAUGCAUGAGCAGAUUGAGAAUGAGUGCAUCAUUGGCCUGUUGCAGCAACGCAGCCGCACCGUGUACAAUGUACACUCCGACAACAAGUUGUCUGAGAUGCUGGUCCUGUUUGAGAAAGGACUGAAGAAUGUAAAGGAUGAAUAUGAGCAGCUGAACUAUGCCCAGCAGCUGAAGGAGAGGUUAGAGGCUUUCACCAGUGACUUCAUUCCUCAUAUGAAGGAAGAGGAGGAGGUUUUCCAGCCCAUGUUGAUGGAAUACUUCACUUAUGAUGAGCUGAAGGACAUUAAAAAGAUGGUUAUUGCCCAGCACUGCACUCAGAAAGACCCCACAGAACUUUUCAGAGGCCUAAGUCUCUGGAACGAGGCUGAAGAGCUUCAGAAGUUGCUCAAGUAUUCAGUAGAUGAAAAGGCAGAGGAAGAAACCACCACUCAGCCGACCACUACAUCCAUUUCCCAUCUUCCUCCGGAGGUAAUGCUGAACAUUUUUAGUUACCUUAAUGCACAGGAGCUUUGUCGCUGUAGUCAAGUAAACAGUAAAUGGGCACAGCUGGCAAAGACUGGAUCCCUGUGGAAGCAUCUUUACCCUGUGCUGUGGGCCAGAGGGAACUGGUACAAUGGAGCGGCUGCGCACCUGGACACAGAGCCAGAUGAGGACUGGAUCUCCAGUAGGAAGGACGAAAGCCGGGCAUAUCAUGAGUGGGAUGAAGAUGCAGAUAUUGAUGAGUCUGAGAAAACAGAGGAGGAUUAUUCUGCCUCUAUAAGCGUGGCACAGCAAGAAAAAGAAAUAAUACACGGAUUAAUUCAUAAUAUUCUGCCCUAUGUCGGACAUUCAGUGAAAACACUUGUUCUUGCAUACAGCUCGGUAACGAGCAGCAAAAUGGUUCGACAAAUACUUGAGUUUUGUCCCAACCUGGAACAUCUGGAUCUUAUGCAGACAGAUAUAUCUGAUUCUGCAUUCGAUGGAUGUUAUUUUGGUAAUUGCCAAAAUCUUCGUCAUGUUGACUUGUCAGGAUGUGACAAAAUUACAGACUUAACCUUGGAAAGACUGUCCAUUGCACUUGGUGUGCUGCCAUCACACAGAAAAGGGUUGCUUAAAUGUUGCAGGAACACCAAAAAUGCUAAAUUGUGGGGGAGCAAAGACAUUACUAACAGAAUGCGGACUAACAAUGUGCAGUGCAUCGGUAGCCAAUGUGGGCUGUUUUCUGAAUCAUUCUGGACCAAUCCAAACUCAUUUGAUGGUUAUACCUAUUCGCCCAUCUGGAUUCUAGAUUCUGAGAAUCUGGCUGACAUUGAAGAUGCAGCAGAUUGGAAAUUCAAAAAUGCUGAUGGACUUUGUGUAUUGGAGAUGGCCUCCAAUAUGAAUGGUUUUAGUAAUGAAUGCUGCAGUAGGAAGCCAGUGCCUGGAAUAAGGACUAAUGUCAGCUGGCAAAAGCGAUUUCAGUCUGAUGCUUAUACAUAUUGUGGCCAUUCAUUUUGUUCUGCUGGAGCUAAACUAAGGACUAUACAAGCACUCCCAGAGCCCUCUGCACAGUGCAAGGGUGGAAACAGGACUACUCAAUCAGAGGUCAGAGACUCUUCCACUGGGAGUGCAAAGUCUGAGCCUUGUGCUGCACGCGUUUUACAGUUUCUCAGUCUUUCCGGGUGUCAUCAGAUAACAGAUCGUGGUCUCAGGGCGUUGACGUUAGGCGGAGGAUUACCUUACCUGGAACACCUAAAUCUCUCUGGAUGUCUCAUUGUAACUGGACCAGGUUUACAGGAUCUGGUGUCGGCUUGUCCUUCUCUUAAUGAUGAGCACUUCUACUACUGUGACAACAUUAAUGGUCCACAUGCUGAUACAGCCAGCGGAUGCCAGAAUUUGCAGUGUGGUUUUCGGGCCUGCUGUCGAUCUGGUGAAUGAUCUGUUCUAUUCUGACUUCCCCACCCAUAUGAGCAGCCAUUCUUUCAUGCACUUUACCUUUUUAUCACACGCUGUGUGCUAAUCUGUUUUUGGAAUCCCUCUGGAGUUUUCCAUGGAAAAACAAGCAAAGUACAUCAUGGUUCCUGAGCAAACUGUGAAGUGUAGAAGCAGUUUUCGCUUAAUAAAACUUUGUUGUCUGAAAUAA